This is a messenger RNA of Lepisosteus oculatus (spotted gar), 1395 nucleotides long. It is a transcript of the gene lipt1, whose product is annotated as lipoyltransferase 1. The record is from RefSeq and is a predicted model, not a curated record. Gene Ontology annotation, molecular function: lipoyltransferase activity. Gene Ontology annotation, cellular component: mitochondrion; cytoplasm. NCBI's taxonomy places the organism in Eukaryota, Metazoa, Chordata, Actinopteri, Semionotiformes, Lepisosteidae. Gene Ontology annotation, biological process: protein lipoylation.
UUUCCUUUUGCGGGAAUCUCUUCCUGUGUGUUAGCCUGACCUUCACCUGACUCCGGAUGCCGAACACACAUGUAGCUGCAGGGAGGUUUGUCUCAGUGAUUCGCUCGUGUUCAGUCUUCAGCACUGGACGCGGUGGUCCAGUGGUCCGGUCGCCAUGAUCAUGAGGACUGCUUUGAGGGUGCGUGUACUGAAAACACACACGCCUUCACUUUUCUGGCGACCCCACAGCACCUCAACACCUCUCAUCGAGGAGGGCUGCGGGGGUCUCGUACUGAAGUCGCUGUCUACGGAUGUUUAUGAGAAUCUGGCUGUUGAGGACUGGAUCCACGACAACGUAGAGCUGCAGAACAGGAACGUCCUUUUUAUUUGGAGAAAUUCGCCCGCCGUGGUCAUUGGCCGGCACCAGAACCCCUGGCAGGAGUGCAACCUGCGGCUGCUGAGAGAGAAGGGGAUAGGGCUGGCCAGGAGGCGCAGCGGCGGCGGGACAGUGUAUCACGACCUGGGCAACGUCAACCUGACCUUCUUCACGUCCCGGAAGGGGUACGACAGGGCGAGGAAUCUGGGCAUCGUGACGAGAGCCCUGAAAGCGCUGCGGCCCGGGCUGGACGUGCACGCCACGGAAAGAUACGACAUCCUGCUGAACGGCCGGUUCAAGAUCUCGGGCACCGCGGCGAGGCUGGGCAGGGCCUCCGCCUACCACCACUGCACCCUGCUGUGCGGGACGGACACCACCGUGCUGGCGGCUGUGCUGAAGGGCGCAUGCCAGGGCAUUAAGAGCAACGCGACCCCGAGCGUGCCUUCGCCCGUGCUGAACCUUACGGACAUAGACCCGUCCCUAGACUGCGGGGCCGUCACGGAGGCCGUGGCGGCGGAGUACGCCGCGCAUCACGGCUUGGAGCCCCGCGUCGCUCCCGUCGACCCCAGGGACGAGUCGUCGCUUCCUGGGAUCGGUGGAUUGACUCGCGCGCUGCAGGCCUGGGAGUGGGUCUACGGAAAGACCCCCCGGUUUAGCGUCGGUACCAGUUCCGAAGUGUGCUACAAAAAGUCCAACGCGGCCGUAACGCUGAACAUGGAGGUGAAGGACGGGGCCAUAGUCUCCUGCGCGAUAGGAACACACAGGGACUGGGUGCCGCCGGCGGUGUGCGACCAGCUGGCCUCUCAGCUGGUGGGAAGCAGGUUCUGUCCCAGCGAAACCGCGGUGCUGACCGCUGCUCUGCUCAGGACGUGCCCGGGCGACGGCGAGCUGCGGGACAAGUGGGGCGUUUUGUGUGAAAAUGUCGCGGCCGUGAUGGAAACACAUGCAUGACGUCAACAGGCGUGUGAAACAGAACACCGACUCUUUGCCUUUGUACAAAAGCUCGUUUAAUAAUAAAGAGAAGAAAUACAGAGAACACA